This is a messenger RNA of Paramormyrops kingsleyae, 4891 nucleotides long. The record is from RefSeq and is a predicted model, not a curated record. NCBI's taxonomy places the organism in Eukaryota, Metazoa, Chordata, Actinopteri, Osteoglossiformes, Mormyridae.
CUCACCGCUCAGUCCAGGAUUGCCAGCAAGCUAAUUAGAACCUGUGAAAUAUGGAUUUGUGGUCGUUCAUUACAGGUCGCCCUUCGUCGGCAUUGUUAGCUUCUCCGGGGCCUCAGAGUCCCCGACCAGACAGAUCACUGAGCUGCUGUGUUACUACUCAGGGAAAGUAAGAAAAGCACAACAUGGGACCAUUGAACAGGGUCACCAUUGCUCUGACUCUAUCAAUGACAUAUCUCACUUGCAUUCGCCCUUCAGAGAGGACAUAUCUUCUGUAGCAUGGACCAGAAUUCACCAGAAGUUUUACUCCUUUAGUAGAUGCUGUAAUGCAAGGUGAUACAGAUUUGAGAAAGCAGGGCCUGUCAGUCCCAGAAGCAACUGGGGGUUAAAGGCCCCACUCAAGGGAAAUUACUUUGCCGACCGUAGGAUUUGAACCAGCGACCUUCUGAUCGCAAGUUGGAUGUCUGAGCACGUCCUGAUUUUGCUAAGUUUGAUAUGUCCCUGGGUCGACAAGGGAGAGGCUUGCGUUUCACUUAUUUAAUCAAUUAAAGUCUUCAUUGUACGACAUCACCACAUUAAUUAAAACGUCAAGGUGCACAGAUUUGUAAGGUACCCAUUUUAUUGUGUAUGUCUUUUACAGAACAGAGGGACACGCUUAUCCGCAAAGGUUGUACGGAACGAUGUAAGGGCACAUCUUCAUUUUUUCAUGAGGAUGAUCAUAAUAACAGCAAUAAUGAUGAGGGCUGAACCAGCGACCUUCCGAUCACAGGCGUAGAGGUUUAGUCCGUUGUGCCAAACACCAUCUCCAGCUCAAUAGCCGGAAGCCUCGAGUUUGAAAAUGAGAAGAAAAAAAAAAACAAUGAAGACUGUGAUUGGUUAAACUAGUGAAACACAAGCCCCUCUCUUGGUGAUCCAGGGACAUGGUGAACUCGGCAAAAUCAGGAUGUCCUCGUGUCUGAAACCACAGAGCCACACGCCAGUUUUCCAAACCGGUCCCAUGUAAGCAUCUCCUUUGCUACUCUGUGAUUGUCUCCCAGUCUGAAAAAGAAAUAGGGGGGUUAAUAGUUCAGUCAGUACUGGCUGAGGUGGGGAGCCCCUGUUCUUAGUUCAGAUCUCACCCAGUGAUACCAGUGGGGAAGGCAGGCUGGGAGAGGCUAGGGGUGGCACGCCUGGCAAAGUCUACACCUGCUACCCCAGAGAAUUAUUUAUGAGUCUUAACAAACUUUCUUUUCAAUGCAGUUUGAGUUUUUAUCUUUAGAGAUUUGGGCUUUUGUAAAUGUUCUGAUGCCUAGGGGGCUUCCCGUCCGAGGCGUUCCCGUGUCAUUCCCGGGAGAGCACAUCGCACACAGAGCCGGGGAAGCUGAGUCUGACCUGUUCACAUCCAUCCACUUUACCCUCAGAGGGAGAAUCACAGCUGCAGAGCCCCUCGAGGCAUCCUCACCGGGUGGAUGAACCCAGAGGCAGCGUCCGUGUGUCAUGGCGCCCGCAGGAGGACAGAGCGUCUGCCAGUGGCGAUGGGCUCCGGAGCAGCACUGCAGGACGGGAGGUUGCCUGUGCAGCCCCCCCACCAAGAUGCCCUGCUUAUCUCCACCUCGGUAAUCAAAAAGCAAAGGCGUCUUUGAUCCUGACGACGAGGAAACAAAAACAGGCACUAGACAGACAAUGGUGUCACCUGAUGUCGUUGGAUUUUCUCUGAUGUUGUCCUCUGUGGGGAGCAACUGACAAAUUGACAACUUUGGCAAGUCUGAUCCUGCUCCUCCAGUAGCAUUCAGUCCGAUUUUUCUGAAUGUGUCUGUGCGUGCUGAUCCGUCUCUCUAUCGCCCCCUGGUGGAGGCCGAAGCAAUAACAGCGACGGACUUCGCGCAUUAUGGGAGCCUCGAGUGGCUCGCGGCCAGCGGGCUUCACUUCCACCACAGUCCCUGUCGAGGCGGCCCUGCUCUGGGGGUGGCCAGCUUGGCCGCUAAAUGCCUCCGUCAACCUGAACCACAGCCUUCUGCUGGGGGCAGAGCCGGCCACCAAUCUCUCAGCAGCCCGUGCCGCCGUUCCGGUAGCUGAACGCGAGAAGAACUGGCCAGCCCUGCUAUUCCUGGUCGUCAUCUUUCUCACGGUCGGCGGUAACAUCCUGGUGAUUCUGGCGGUGUCCCUGGAGAAGAGGCUACAGAACGCCACCAACUUCUUCCUACGUUCGCUGGCUGUGGCGGACAUGCUGGUUGGCAUCCUGGUCAUGCCUGUGUCCCUCAUUAACAUCCUGUACGACUACGUUUGGCCCCUGCCGAGUGCCCUGUGCCCCAUAUGGAUCUACCUGGAUGUUCUCUUCUCUACGGCCUCCAUCAUGCACCUGUGCGCCAUCUCGCUGGACCGCUACGUGGCCAUCCGGCACCCAAUCCAGCACAGCCGCUUCAAUUCCCGCACCACGGCCAAGCUGAAGAUCGCGGCGGUGUGGACCAUCUCCGUAGGGAUCUCCAUGCCCAUCCCUGUGAUCGGCCUGCACAAUGAGGACCAGGUGUUUGUGAAUGGCAGCUGCGCGCUGAACGAGGAGCGCUUCAUGCUGGUGGGCUCCUUCGUGGCCUUCUUCAUCCCGCUGGUCAUCAUGGUGGUGACCUACUGCCUGACCGUGCAGGUGCUGCAGCGACAGGCCUCCGUCUUCCUGCACGAGGAGCCGGUCCCGCCUGCCCAGGCCCUGCCCACGCGGCGGCCCAGCCUCAUCUGCUUAAAGGUGGAGCCCACCCCCGGUGUCACACCCCCCGACAGUAUCUCCAUCCUCCCCAGCUCGGGGGCGGCCUCACAGAUGAGCUCCCCUGCUGGCCGGGACGCCAGCUCCUAUGGAAGGCGGGGCAUGAUGAACGCCAUUAAGAAUGAGAGGCGGGCAUCUAAGGUCCUGGGCGUGGUCUUCUUCCUCUUCCUGGUCAUGUGGUGCCCGUUCUUCAUCACCAACGUGACCUACGUGCUCUGCCGCGCCUCGUGCAAUGGCCCCCUACUGGCCGAGCUGCUCAACGUCUUCGUCUGGGUGGGGUACAUCUCCUCGGGGGUGAAUCCUCUGGUCUACACACUCUUCAACAAGACCUACCGGCGCGCGUUCUCCAACUACAUGCGUUGCCGUUACGGUGAGGUCGAGUUUAAGCCCCUCCCCUGCCCGCCACACAGUCUCACGCCUGGCAGCCUUUGUGGGAAGGGGGGUGUCGACCGCAACAGCAACUGUCGCAAUGGGGACCCAGUAGAAACCCUAGGGCUGGACCAUGCUGAUAAGGCAUUAGAGAUGCGUCCAUGCGUAUCUGAAGCUUCCAUUAACAGCUGCCAUACCCCCACCGAGCACACCAGCUGUGUUUGAUUGGACACCUGACAGCCCGCUUGCGAUUGGUUGAGGCAAUAUGGCCACUCCCAUUGCUUCCUGGUGUGUUCAUUGAGGACACAUGAAGAAAACCUUGGUUGCCGUUGGCUUUGGACGCUCCUACAGGAAUGAGGGCAUGUAUAUACCCAUCAAAAAUCAACCCCUUCUACUCAUGGGGGGGCACAAUAUUACUGACUGUUACCAUUUUUUAUCGUUUUUUUUGUCCGGGAAUUGAUCGUUAUCGAUUGUGAUGCUAGCUUAUUGUACCAUUUUUCUUACUAAAGCUAAAUUUCUUUUCAAACCUCUGGGACAUUGUAGAGGUUUUUUGUUUGACUUUCAGUGUAUUGGGUUUGAAGCACACAGUGCCAGUGUUGUGUCGCACCGCUCAGCAUUCACAGUGUCACAGUGCCCUUGUGUGGCAGCAAGGUUGAAUUACACUUUGAAACAGAUCAAGUGCUUCAGUGCCAGUGGUGUCCGUCUAGCACACUGGAGACCAAAGCGGAGCGAAGGGAGCAGAAUGGGGGCAGGAUGGGGCUGUGGGGCAAGGACACUAUCUGUGAAGAUGAAGGUACUGGAAAAUCAGAAAGGUGGUUAAUAGCAGUUCAGCGAAAAUGGCACCUUGUGAGCAAAAGGUCACUGAUUUGUACCCAGUAUUAAAACUCAGAUUUUUUUUCAGCUGUAAUUAGCUAGAGCUACAUCAGUUAUUUCAUAUAAACCCACACCAGUACAGGUAUGCCCUUAUCAUGGUGAACCAGGCCGUUAAGGUCAGGGGGUGGGCAGCUAGCUGACUGUUUAAUCCCUCCAGAGGGGAGGGGAGAGUCCUGGCUCACUAUGAAAAGCAUGGCUAACGCUAUCAGGAAACCAGUCAGGGCUGCGAUUGGCUAGUUGUUUGCACUGACGCGUGCCUCUCCUCCAAUCAGGACUGGAUGAUGUUGCAGAAGGGCAGGUGUAAAAUAUGACAGCUGAACUGGUGUUAAACUGAGGAAAGAGCAAAUAUAGGCCACAGAGGAGAGGAGAGGAGAGCCAGGCAAAGGGAUCCUGGUCCAAUCUUGUCAGGUCCUCACCCAGCCAAAGACUGCGGUGGGUAAAGAAGAACAGCCAAUGCUUCAUAGAUCAAACAUGCAAGAGCAACAGCUCUGGGCAGAGGAAGACUGGCAGAGGAAGAGGAAGGUCUGUCAUUUGGACAAUCCCCGAAAUACAAUGAGGAAAUUUACAAAGCACUGACCACACAAAACAAAUGGUGUAUUAGUGUAUUAUAUGUAAAGGGAUAUACUUCUGAAUUCCAUCUAUCUACCAGCCCCUUAUCCUGGUCAGGGAGGUGGGGGGGAAGGGUUGUGGCUUAUUCUAAGCAGUAUUAGGCACAAGACAGGGAAACACCGUGGAUGGGAAACCAAUCCAUCACAGGGAACACACACUCACAGCCACAAAGCUCACAGAGAUGCCAGGUAGCCUAACUUUGUGUCUUUGGACUGUGGGAGGAAACUGGAGUACCCAGAGGAACCCGGCAUGGGGAGAGCCUGCAAGCCGCACACACGCAGGGGGGGGGCUAUACUUCUAUAUAUUUAU